UCUUCGGAACACAAAUUAAGAUAUUUUUCAUAAAAUCUGAUGGCUCAGUGAGGCCUCCAUUGCCAGCAAGACAAUUAACACUUUCAAUGCCCAGAAAGCUACUAAAGACGUAUUUAAAACAGUUCAUGUGACUACAGUGGUUCAACCUUAAUGUUAUGAAGUGACAAGAAUACUUUUUGUGAAAAUUCUGUCAUUAUUUACUCACCCUCAAGUUGUUCCAAACCUGUAUAAAUUUGUUCUGCUGAACACAAAGGAAGAUAUUUUGAAGAAUGUUUGUAACCAAACAGUUGUGGGGAACCAUUGACUUGUGUAGUAUGAAAAAAAGAAAGAAAAAAAACUACUAUGGAAGUCAAUGGUGCCCUACAACUGUAAAUGAUGACAGAAUUCAUUUUUAGGUUAACUAUAAUGUACAUUCCUGACUUUUUUGUGCACCGUUCAUCAGUGCAAUGAAAAAAUAUCUUUGAAAUACUUUAUUAUCAGCAUCCACCAGGCCCUCUUAUUUUUCAAACCCUCCCCUCUAACCAACAUUUCACUAUCCAAUCCCGUUGGAUAAAAUCAUACCUGACUUUUUUUUUAAAUAAAUUUUUAUGUUGUUUCUCUUAUAUUUUGAAAGUAAAACAUGACGCAGUGGCGGUUUCAUGUUGACUUCAAUAACAAAAAUCAUCUAAUUGUAUUCCAUAAUAUUCCAUCAUAGAAAUUCACAUGAGCUGGAGGCCUGGAGGUCAGCAGUAUUAUUUGUCCUUUUGAAAUGAAAUAUAAAUAGCAUGCAGGUUAUCAAUUACACAUUACCCACCCAAAGCUUGUGAAUAAUUGAACAUAUCCUUUGGACAAGAGAGCUGAGCAGAAGAAAAGAGGCCAUUUAUGUUUACUUUAUUGAAAAUUACAUUAUUCAAUGCGCAAACACUGCUGGACCAUCAAUGAAAGCUGAUCUCUGAAAACAACACUCUAGUUUUCUGCUCUUUAUAGCACACUGUGCGUACAUAUCAAGUUCUAUCCGGUGGAUUUGGUUUAUUCAUAUUUGUUUUCCUCUUUGAUGAAUGUGAUCUGGUCAAUGGGGUGAAUGAAAAGCUGUCCUAGUUAUGAGUCUCUCAUUUAGAUCACAGAGACAUUCCCAUCUCUGCUCAUGCUUUCCAUAGCCAGCAUACCUCCAGAGCUCUCGCUCAAAACACGUGUGUGCGCUUUUCUCAUGCCUCAUAUCUCCGCACAUCAUCCAUAUGCAGAGCAGAAUGAGAGAGGGAGAAAAAGCCGCUGUCUCUUUUGCGCUGGAUGGCCUCCAAGUCUGUGGCAGCAAAGUGAACAGUGACCUCUCUCUCACCUCUUCCUGCCUAAAUGCACAUGCACAGGCUCCCUUCCAUAUUUCAUACCAGAAAUACAUCCCCAGACAGUAUUUUACACCCAGUGUGGAAGGCAGCCGUCAAGUCCAGGAGGAGAGGGCAGGGCCUAAAUCAGCUUCGUGCACGCCAGCCUGGCCACCAGAGCCAAGAAAAACAGCCAUCACUAUCGUACUGUCAUCUGGAGGAACAAGCCUCACUGUUCUGUUCUCCUACAGUGGAUUAACCACAAGCUCGUGAAAAUAUGACGACUCUGCCAUGUACUGGUGAGAUUAAACUUCUUGAAAUGGGAGGUGUGCUUAAGUCCUUUUGGCACAGUUUUAGUCCUCAAUAAACAUGUCAUAUGUACAACUGGCACAGUGCCUGUGUCAACUCAAUGUGGAAAAUACAUGACAGAGAACCACAUAUAUGGAGUAUACAGGGUACAAUUAUUCAUUAACACGUUCUCGUCAUACAUAAUAGGAAAAGCGAUCACACCAGCUGCAACAUGUCUCAACAGUACAGUCAGGGUGUGAAUAAUGGGGGUGGGGACUCUGUCCACCCUAAUUAAGGAACCUCAAAAAGCGGGGGGUCUUAAAAGUGUGUAUUUUUUUCACAUGUAAGAAUAUGUUUCAGUAACCCCAAAAAGUUAGAUUAGAAAUAAGUAAUAAUGGUACUAUCCGGUACUAAAGGGUGGAGCUAGACUCACUGCAGAACGUUGAUUGGUUGACAGAGAAUCGUCACUUGCGCGUGCUACAAGGGGAAUGACAACAGAAGAGGUGCCAUUUUUUAAUAAAGUUGAAACACAAUACCCUUUCUUCUUGUGACAAACAGCCACAUGCCAAGAAGCAAGAACAAGAUCUGCUCUAUGUCAUCCAUUGUUAUUUAAUGUGUCGCUUUCUUCUUCGAGUGAGAAUGACAUCGAUCGCUACUUUCCGGCAUACACCACGCCUAUCAAGUAAGGGUACUGUUGGCGGUGGAAACGCAAGCCGGAGUUUACAGUCCCGAAACAUACUGAACUGUACUGUACUGUCCGGUACCGCUCGGUGAAAACGAGGCAUAAUAUGUACCAUUUAGGUGCUAUAUUGGUACCAAUAUGUACCUUUGAAGUACUAAUAUGGACUCUUUAGGUACAAAGGUGUACCUUUUAAAGGGGUACCACCCCAGUGAAAGCUUUUGUACCUUUUUUUCUGAUAGUGUAGCCAAAAACUGCUCAAUCACUGCCUGUUAAAGUUGGCAUGAAAUGGAAAUUCUCCCUAUUUUCUAAAAGCAUAUAAAUCAUCUUAUUAGCGUUGUUAGCGAUUUAUCCAUACAUGUUUAAUUUUUUUUUUUAAAUUACCUCGUAACUGUUUUUCAAAAUAUCAUGUCAUGCCGGAUUUCUCCAAUUAUUUAGUCUGCUUAAACCCCGCCCCUUCCUUACAGUUGUCUGUAAGCUUGCAUAUAGAUUUGCCUUCAUCCAAUCAACAAACGUUGAUUUACAUUUUUUUUUUUUUUUUUUUUCCUACAUUGUUUUCUUUUCCAAUAAUCUGUUUCACUUGGAUAUGUCACUACUUUCUUUGCAUCACAAUGUCCCACUCUACAUUUUUAUCAGUGGCUACGUUAACAUGCACCCUUAUAAUGCAAUAAUAAUGAGAUUUAGGCAAUAUUGCGAUUAAACUUCACCUCAUGGAAACAACACUUCAAAUAAUUGCUGCAAUUAAGCUUAUAAUAGUAGCAACCAUAAUUGUAGUAAAAUAUGUGGCCUAUACCAAUUUUAAUCAUAACAAACAGGCAUGUAAACACUUUAAUUGCAUCUGUUCCACUCUGAAAGAGCACAUGUGCUUGUGAUGUAAACGGAUGAUGUGUCAUGCUCAUGCAGUGAUUUGUAAAUAUGGCGGUAAAGAAGGCAUCACAUAUUUGGGGUGCUGAAGAAAAUGAGUUCAGCGUUGACAGCAUUGCGUAACAUGAAUAUAUAAUGCAUUAUAUUGACGGUUGAAAACAUUGAAGUGGAGACAUUGGAGACACUUCCAUAUUUUAAUAUUCUUAGGAAUUAUCAGAAUGAUGAAAAUUGCAUGUAAACAGGACUGAAGAGGUUUGCUCAUGUAAGCAUCUUACUGCGAUUUAGCCCUUACUCUGAAUAUUGGAAAUAAUCACAUUAUUGGUACACAUGUAAACAUAGUCACUGAAUGUCUAGCAUCAGAUAAGAUGGGUUGCAAGCAGCAUUUCACAUUGACUUUAACCUUUAGUUGAAUUUAUUGCCUUUGGCAGAGACUUCUGCAUCUGUUGCUUUUCAGUGCUAUUCAAUACCUGCUUUUUUUCCAACCCAGUAUUUCAUCUUUUUCCAAUUUUUCAACCUUUUGUCAUUUUACACUCUUACCUGGCAAGUAAAUGAUAUAAUCUGCCAUUUUCAUUUUUUCCAUUAUCUCAUUCUGCCAUAAUUCAUACUGGAUAUGUCCUACCAAGGGUCUGUGUUUAAUUUAGCUGAAGUCAUUCUAAAGUUUCCUCAAGCUGAAUGUAAAAUUGUAAAAAAAAAAAAAAAAAACUGAUGUUUCAGUUUCAUCUUAUCAUCAAGAUCAGCAUCUGCUUUGGAUCAUCAAAAUAUCUUUUCCUAAGCAUUAUUUCUUGAUAUUUGUCUCUCUCUAUCCUCUUUUCACCCCUAUAGUUAUAUCCACCUUCUCACUGUAGUGCAUCAUUGUUGUUUGGCUGGCCUUACUGUAAACCUAAGGACUGGGGGCUUUGGUCUCUCCCUCUCUCUCUCUCUCUCUCUCUCUCCCUCUCUCCCUCUCUCUCUCUCUCUCUCUCUCUCUCUCUCUCUCUCUCUCUCUCUCUCUUUCUUGCCUGCCUGCAAGGCUCAAACCAGCUCUGGAAAGUUUUCCUCAGUCUUAAUCCUGGCAUAGUUAUUCCACUCUAUGUACGUGUUUAUGAAGUCCUGACAAAAUCCUUCCUCUUCAGCCUCUCCCUCUCUCCUUCACUUCCCCUCUUUCUCCCUCUGGGGCUCCAAUUGCAGAGAUUUAAUUUCAGCUCUCCUGUCUAAAGGGGAAAGAUUCUAGUACUUUGUAAGGACAGAAAUGGAGCUGUUUUUAAACUCUAUAUUUUAAACUAUUUUUUUUACUGUGUGUUUUGAAGUUUGUUUGCCCAUAUAAUCUUUAAGCUAUUAAGGUUAAAUGUAUUUGGCUUGCUGUCGCAGUGGAGGGGCUCCAGAAGCAGCUUCAACUCGAGCUUAGAUAUACCCCCCAGUGGGACUACUGAUGCUUGGAAGAUGAGUCUGGUAGCAAGAUGCCUACAUGAUGGUGGAGUUGGGGAGGUGGAAGGAUGCCAAAACAGCUGAUGCCAGAGCAAGAUGUUCAAAAUCACCCAAGAAAAGAUUCUACGACAUCUGAGAGUGUCAGGGGUGGCGGAGGACGAGCAAGACCGUACCCUUCACCAUCCCGCAGGAGACACCGAACUACCUUCAGCAAUGAGCAGCUGGAACAACUGGAGUUAGCUUUCAGACAGAACCACUAUCCUGAUAUCUAUUAUAGAGAGGAGCUCGCGAGAGCCACCAAACUCAACGAGGCUCGCAUACAGGUAUGGUUCCAGAACCGCCGUGCCAAGCAGCGGAAGCAGGAUCGUAUUACCCAGAAAGUGCUGCCAGUGGGCAUAGUGCCAGGGCGAGGGCCUCUCUUUAGCAGUAUGUGUGUGUCUUCCUCUGCCAUGGGGCGGCAGUACCAAUGCCCUCAUUCCCUGCCACACAUCCCCCGAUUCUCUUCAGUGCUGCCCCCUGGAGGCUACCCACCCCAUCCGUCCUCCAGCAAUCAUUUCUCCUGCCCCUCCAGCUCUGCUCCAUCACAAGCUACCAGACAGCCUGAUGACUGGUACAAUCAGCUGCGCAACAUCGGAUCAUCCACUACUUCAGUGCUCUCACUGGCCUCUGUGUCAGCGCUGGAAACCACUAGUCACUGGAACUAGAGCAAGUGCUGAUGGGUUAUUGAGUAGCCGUAAACUCUUUUAUCUUCCCUUUUGUACAAGAAGCUACAGAACAAAUGAUAAAGUUUUUUUCAAUGACAAAGCAA
This is a messenger RNA of Ctenopharyngodon idella (grass carp), 5341 nucleotides long. RefSeq names its product PROP paired-like homeobox 1 (gene prop1). Gene Ontology annotation, molecular function: DNA-binding transcription factor activity, RNA polymerase II-specific; RNA polymerase II transcription regulatory region sequence-specific DNA binding. The transcript is spliced from 3 exons. Gene Ontology annotation, biological process: pituitary gland development; regulation of transcription by RNA polymerase II. Bases 4602 to 5237 code for a protein of 211 amino acids. NCBI's taxonomy places the organism in Eukaryota, Metazoa, Chordata, Actinopteri, Cypriniformes, Xenocyprididae. The record is from RefSeq and is a predicted model, not a curated record.